Messenger RNA from Zasmidium cellare ATCC 36951, 810 nucleotides. RefSeq lists its product as uncharacterized. The transcript has 2 exons. The coding region runs from base 1 to 810 and encodes 269 amino acids. NCBI's taxonomy places the organism in Eukaryota, Fungi, Ascomycota, Dothideomycetes, Mycosphaerellales, Mycosphaerellaceae. Gene Ontology annotation, cellular component: membrane. The record is from RefSeq and is a predicted model, not a curated record.
AUGGCGAGCACCAAAUAUACGCCGGCGCCACAGCGCGACAGCUUGGAUGACGUCCCUUCGCAGGCGCCGCCUUCGUACCAGGCUGAUGAGCCUUUGAUGGGAGAGGCCCGUUCUGAGGAUGACAAUAUCCCUGAUGAUUUCAAGUUCGGCGGCUCCGUCGCAGAAGCCACCCUUCCCAUCCGCAUGCAGUUCAUCCGCAAAGUCUACGCGAUCCUCACCGUCCAACUCCUCCUGACUACCGCCCUCAGCUCCGUGAGCUUCUUCAACAAGUCUUACAAAGAUUGGAUCCAAGGAAACCAGUGGAUGCUCUGGGUAUCCGUUUUCGGGGCGCUGGGAUUCAUGCUCCUAACGUUCUGGAAGCGCAAGAGUUAUCCGAUGAACUUGGCGUUCUUGGGGGUAUUCACAGCUCUGGAGGCAUACUCAAUCUCGGUCAUCACAUCCUUCUACCAGAGCCGGAUCGUGCUCCAAGCACUGAUCUUCACGCUCGGCAUCUUCGUCUUUUUGAGCUUGUUCGCCUGCCAGACCAAGUAUGACUUUACCAGCUGGAUGCCCUACCUCUUCGGCGCACUAUGGGUGCUGAUCAUCUUCGGAUUCAUGGCCGCGUUCUUCCCAAGGACGAGCGGGAUUGAGCUGGGAUACGGCAUCAUCGCUGCUUUGAUCUUCAGUGGGUAUAUCCUUGUGGACACCCAACUGAUCAUCAGGCACUACCACGUCGAGGAGGAGAUCGCCGCGGCCAUCUCGCUCUACUUGGAUGUCUUGAACCUGUUCUUGGCGAUUCUGAGGAUCUUGAACAGCCAGCAGAACAACUAA